Messenger RNA from Bufo bufo (common toad), 1823 nucleotides. RefSeq names its product fukutin related protein (gene FKRP). Lineage: Eukaryota; Metazoa; Chordata; Amphibia; Anura; Bufonidae. The coding region runs from base 170 to 1675 and encodes 501 amino acids. The record is from RefSeq and is a predicted model, not a curated record. Gene Ontology annotation, cellular component: Golgi apparatus. The transcript is spliced from 2 exons. Gene Ontology annotation, biological process: protein O-linked glycosylation via mannose.
UAGACGCAACGAGGCGGGGACAGAGACCGGAAGAGCCGCUGUUUAUUUGUGUCUGUGUCAAUAAAGUUUAGGGCGACUGACGUCACAGGUUGCGGGAAAGAGGAAGACACGUGGGCAGCGGCUGAUGUAAAGAAGCUACAAUGUAACUAGCGGCCGAUACAGGCUGAGGAUGCGCUGCCCGCUCUGCCACGUCCUGCUGGCCCUGACUCUGCUGUGUAACCUGCUGCUUCUGUACUACACCUGGCGCCUCCGCCCGGAGCCGCGCCCCCCGUCUUCUCUGUCCGCGGGCAUCACUGUCAUUGUGCGGGAGUUCCGCCCCUUUGAGCAUGGCCUGGCGGAGUUACAGCGCUCCUUCCUGCGCGCCCGCCCUGCACUCCAGAUCCUGGUGGCUUCAGAGUUGGCUCCGUACCCGCCGGUCCCUGGCAUUUCCCUGCUGAGGCUUCACCCAUCCCCGGAGCUGCCCAGCGCUGCCGCCCGCCUGGAGUCCCAUGUUCACACCCGCCUGGUGGCGCUGGUACCGGACGGGUGUGCCCUGGAUCCUCCUGAUCUCCUGGAGCGGAUGGCUCGUGGACUGCGCGACGCUGCGCCCGGAGUCAGACUAGUGGCGGCCGGAGCUGGCGCCCCCCUGCACUGCCUGCGCCUGAACGUGUCUCGGAGGGAAUGGACGGCACAGUACCGGGUGGCCGGCGGCGGAGAGUCCUGCGGAGCGGUGGCCGGAGCGGCAGUCCUCCUCAUGCGCUCCCGCGACUUGUUUGACUUGCCCUUUCCUCUCUCCCGCCCCCUGCUGGCGGCCAUAUUUAUUCAGGCGGCUCUGCGUGGGUGGAGGGUGAAGGUGAUGGAUGACGUCAUGUUUCCUCGCACUCCGUUCCCGGCCACAGACCACGGCCGCUGGAAGGCAGAGCAGGCGGAGCGGGCAGAGGAGGCAGCCACAAUGCGGGCACUGGGCGUGAAGCUGCUGCGCGGACUGGAUGGGGGGGAGCGCUGGUUUGGCUGCACCAAGGAGACGCCCCGCUGCUUUGGGACUGUGGUUGGAGAAACCCCGGAUUACCUGCACGAGGGGCGCUGGACCCCCCCCUGCUGCCUCCGGGCCCUCAGGAUCACAGCGCUCCACGUCAUCAAGGUCCUGGAGGCAAACAACGUGCGGUACUGGCUGGAGGGGGGGAGCCUGCUGGGGGCCGCCCGCCAUCGGGACAUCAUCCCCUGGGACUAUGACGUGGACCUUGGCAUCUACCUGGAGGACGUCGCCCUGUGCCCAGAGCUGCAAGGGGCCCACGACGGCUCUCUGGUGGAUGAGGAGGGCUUUGUGUGGGAGCGGGCCGUGGAGGGCGACUUCUUCAGGGUGCAGUACAGUCAGACCAACCACCUCCAUGUGGACCUGUGGCCCUUCUACCCCCGGGAUGGACUGAUGACCCGGGACUCCUGGACUGGUCACCCGCAGGACAUUGAGUUCCCAGAGCGCUUCCUCCGGCCCCUGCAGACGCUGCCGUUCGCCGGGGCUUUAGUUCAAGCCCCAAAUCGCCACGUGGAGCUGCUGAAGAUGAAGUUUGGGGAGAGAGCCAUAGAGGAACCCGAGUACCCCAACCCGGCCCUACUGAGAAUGGGGGGGGCGGUGAGACCAGAGCGAGGUCUGAAGGGUGGGAGGGGGCGCAGGACGAUAGGGGGCGCAGGACGAUAGGGGGCAGAUAAUGGCUGAAAUAAACAAAUGAUGUUCACUGCAUGGACUGUGUAUAUACCCCGGAGAGCAAGGGGCGGAUACAUGUAUAUAUCGUAUAUACCCAGGAGAGCGAGGGGCGGAUACAUGUAUAUAUUGUAUAUACCCCGGA